Phanerochaete carnosa HHB-10118-sp is the source of this 1433-nucleotide messenger RNA. RefSeq lists its product as uncharacterized. The record is from RefSeq and is a predicted model, not a curated record. The coding region runs from base 19 to 1344 and encodes 441 amino acids. NCBI's taxonomy places the organism in Eukaryota, Fungi, Basidiomycota, Agaricomycetes, Polyporales, Phanerochaetaceae. The transcript is spliced from 7 exons.
CCUAGCUUGCCUCCAGCGAUGUAUGCUUUGCACAGACUCCCACGGAGCUAUGUGCGUUUUGCGCAAGUACGACGGGGCAAUGCAACUCUACAAGCCGCCACCAGCUCCGACGCCGUGAAUGCUCCGCCGCCGCCUGUACCAGCUCAGCAGAAGCCUCCGGCCGCUUCCACAAAACCUGCGCUGAAGCCCGCAGGCGCAAAGGUCCCGGGAGCACCUGCGAAAUCCCAGGAGAAGACUGCGCCCGAAGCCGACGCGAAACGUGGGCCGCGGCGCGUCUGGCCGACACACCGACCGUCCAUCUCACUCGCGCGACCUCGGCAGUACAUGCGUCCCAUUGGCGUUGGCGUCCUCCCGGCUUACGACAGCGCCUUAGAGUACAUCAAGGAGGACUCAAAUAUUCUCAAAAAGGAACUCCGCACCGUGAAGACUGAGCUCGAGAAAGUGCAGGUCUUGCAGGAGCCCGAGGCGGCUGAGCAGGCUGCACGCUUGCAGGAGCGCGUUCGCGUUCUCGAGGUGCAGAGCGAGAUUAACUUGCCCUCUGUACGGUGGAAGGCGAAGAACGGUCUUGCCGACAUGACCAAGCCCGUUUACCGCCAUCUUAUUGAGCAGAGGUGGAGAGAGGACGGUAUCCUCGAUUUGGUGAUGGAACGUGUCCACCAAAUGGGCGUCGUGCCCGACCUUCUCCCUGAGAUUCGCCCGUCGUUGGAUCUCCGAGUCAACUUCCUUGAGAGACUGCCUGAGAAGCUCCGGAAGAUGGAUCGCACGAAGCGGAAAUCUGAGAAGGUCGAGGCUGGAAUUUACCUCCUGCCUGAGCAGACUCGUAAACCGCCUGUGCUUUACACCACAGUGUUCCACACAGAGCCAAGGCUCUAUACUCUGCUCAUGUUUGACUUGGACGUUCCUGAUCCUGAAACUUGCGGGUUCCAGAGCUACCUUCAUUGGAUGCAGCCUAAUGUCGAGUUGCACACGUUCUCUAAGAACCCAAUCCCGCUUACCACCACACAUACCCCCUACAUUCCACCUCACCCACAACGCGGAACGCCCUACCACCGAUACGUACUGAUGCUUGUUCCGCAACGGAGUGCGACAGAGCGCAUAAAGGUGCCCGUACCGACCAUGCAGGAACGUCUCGGAUUCAGCUACCGUGAGUUCGCAGCCAGACAUGGGCUCGAUGCCACCAAGGGCGGGGGUGUCUUCAUGUGGAGAGAGGUCUGGGAUGAGACGGUGUCCAAGAUCUACGCGGACGUUCUCAAAACGGAGGAGCCUGUAUACGGCAAAGUGCCGAAGCCGGACCCGUAUGCCCACUUCAAGGCCGCUCCAAAAUAUGCUACUGCAUCUGCAUAGAGUCUACCCUCUCCCCAUACGUACCAAGGCGCUGUCAAGUUACUACAUCUGCUUUACAUCAUUCAUUAAUGGGUGUUUAUCUCAAGUCG